Messenger RNA from Eufriesea mexicana, 429 nucleotides. RefSeq lists its product as uncharacterized. The transcript has 2 exons. Bases 1 to 429 code for a protein of 142 amino acids. The record is from RefSeq and is a predicted model, not a curated record. Lineage: Eukaryota; Metazoa; Arthropoda; Insecta; Hymenoptera; Apidae.
AUGACAGUGAAUUUUGGAGCUGCGAAACAAGUGCUUGGUAUGCAACUAAUUCAAGAAAAUGGGAAGAUAUUCAUGAGUCAGAGGAAUUAUAUCGAGAAUUUGUUGGAGGCCUAUGGGAUGAUUGACAGUAAUGAAGUGAAUUCUCCAAUGGAUGUGAACCAAAAACAUAGUGAAGACGAAGGGAGUCCGAAAUGUGAUGAGAAGGCUUAUCGAGAAUUGUUAGGACGUCUAAUGUACCUCAGUGUAGCUUCAAGACCAGACAUAUCAUAUUCUUUAUGUAGCCUAUCACAAUUCAAUAAAUGCCCAAAAGCGUUACACUUGAAUGCAUUAAAACGUGUAUUGAGGUAUUUGAAGAAAACAAUGGAUUAUAAAGGCGAAUAUGGGAAGGAAGAUUCUGCGAAAGGAGAGAGAUGCGAAACUGAUGCAUAG